UCAUAUUUCGAGCUGUGCGUUAUUUUCUUCCAUUUUUAUUUAAUUUUAAUUUUAUUAUUAUAAAAUGGAUCAUCCUGCAUUUGCUGAAGCGGGCAAUGGGCCUGGUAUUGAAGUGUGGACUAUUGAGCAAUUCGAACCUGUGCCAGUCGAGAAGAAAAUGUAUGGAAAAUUCUUCAAUGGUGAUUCAUACAUUAUUUUAAAGACAACGGGCGAAGACACGCUAUCCUAUAAUGCCCACUUCUGGCUCGGCAGCCAAACUACACAGGACAAGAAGGGUUCCGCCGCAAUAUGGACGGUCACAUUAGACGACAUGCUGGGAGGUAAAGCCGUACACCACCGGGAGGUUCAGGGUCACGAGUCCAGUCAAUUCCUAGGAUACUUUCAACCAGCUAUCCGUUAUUUGGAAGGAGGUAAUGAAUCCGGUUUUAACAAUGUGGAGACAAACGCGGGAGCAGAAAAAAGGCUGUUGAGGCUCUCUGGAUGUGACAACAUGAGGAUUGAAGAGGUACCAGCAGAAUCAACAUCUUUGUCAAAAGACCACUGUUUCAUAUUGGAAGUGGAUCAUGACAUCUUCGUAUUAAUGCCUGAAGGUGCUAAAGCAACUCAGAGACGGAAGAUAAUCAGCGUUGCGAACACUUUACGUGAUGAUUACCAUAAUGGAAGAGCUACCAUUGAAAUUAUUGAUGAUUUCUCAUCAGACGAGGAUAUUGCAUUGUUCUAUGAAGCUUUAGGAUCUGGUUCUAAAGAUGAUCUGGUGGAAGCGGAAACUACAGCCCAGACUUACACCAGAGAAGAUAUGACAGCUGUCUACCUCUACCGAGUUCUGACUGGAGAAGAUGAACUAGAUUUGGUAUCACUAAGCAAGCCUUACAAGCAGAGGCAAUUGUCUUCUGGCGAGGUCUAUAUUCUAGACACACCUUGCUCUGGAGUCUACAUCUGGCUAGGUAAAGAACUAGACGAGGAUAUAAAGAAGAACUAUAACGAUAUAGCACAGAAAUACCUGGAUAUGAAGGAAUAUCCUUCUUGGGUCCACGUUACCAGGGUAGCAGAAGGCAAUGAGAGCUGUACUUUCAAACAGUACUUCCAUAACUGGGAGACUGUUGGCACUACAAACUCACGUAUGGUCUCCGAUUCAGAUGCAGGCUAUUUCUCUGGAGACGCUGAGGAGUCUACUGCUGUUGGUAAACUGAUAGGAAAGAGUGCAUCAGCGAGGGGAUAUAUGCCUGAUAGUGGUGAAGGAACUUACAGUAUCAUUCGCAUAUCUGGUGAAGAAGACAUAACUGAACAGAUAACAGAGAAGCCGGUGUUGUACGAUAGCGAUGUGUAUGUAGUGAAGUAUCAGUACGAUGAUAACGGUGAUGAUGCUUAUGUAGUUUACGUUUGGAUUGGAGCGAAUGCAGACCCUUCAGAUAAAGCUGCGGGUAUAGAAAUGGCUGCACAAAUAGAUAUAGAAGAAGAAGCCAAUGUUAAUGUAGUAAAAGUACCGCACGGGAAAGAACCUAAGCAUUUCUUGGCCAUAUUUAAAGGAAGUCUUGCUAUUUUAUAUGGUAGUAAGGAUGAAGAAUAUAAUCCACAGAAUUCAAAAAAAUCUUACGAAGAAGAUGGUGUCAGAUUAUUUAGGGUGGAAGGUACAGAAUUAGAAGUGGACAUGAGAACAGUGCAAGUGCCGGAAACAGCUGAUGUUCUAGAAGAUGAUGAUGUAUUUGUUAUGGAAACACUGGAGAAGAUAUACGUGUGGCAUGGCAAGGAAUCCCAAGAAACGGAACUAGAAGCGGCAAAUAAUUUCGUGCAAAAGGUUCUCGGAGAAGAAAAAGAACUGAUUGUUCUGGAACAGGGAGAGGAAACUGAUGAUUUCUGGGAAUUUUUAGGCGGUGCACCAGAAGAAAAAGAGGAUACAUCAGGAUGGAAGCUGACACUUAACCGACGUGUCACCACUCCGUCGAGUCUGACAGCUGUCACUGUCAGCCUGACAGGCAAGAUUGACUUCGAGGAAUUGCCACCGGAGUUCACGCAACAGGAUUUAUCUGACGAUGGAGUUUACAUCUUAGAUACAGGGGAAGAGCUUUACUUCUGGAAGGGUAAGAAUAUUCCAGAAAGAGUGAGAAUGGCAAAGGAUAGCAUUAUUGAGGAAUACAUAUCUGACGAUGGCCUAGACAGGACUGUGGAUUCAGCUAUCGUGGUCUCUGUGCGUCAAGGCAAAGAGCCUGCGGUAUUCAAAAAGUUGUUCCCAGACUGGGAUGAUGAUAUGUGGGAGAACCAAACAUCUUACGAGGACAUCAAAAACGAAACGAAGGCUGCAAACUCCAAAUGAAUACAUAUCUUUGAUAAUCUGUAUAUAAAGAAAAUAAUAAAUAAAAAGCACUUUCUUUGAUU
Molecule: messenger RNA, 2373 nt
Organism: Papilio polytes (common Mormon)
Lineage: Eukaryota; Metazoa; Arthropoda; Insecta; Lepidoptera; Papilionidae
Product: gelsolin-like
Exons: 19
Coding region: 65-2311 (748 amino acids)
Biological process (GO): barbed-end actin filament capping; actin filament severing; actin polymerization or depolymerization
Cellular component (GO): cytoplasm; actin cytoskeleton
Molecular function (GO): phosphatidylinositol-4,5-bisphosphate binding; actin filament binding
Source: RefSeq, a predicted model, not a curated record